Pecten maximus is the source of this 2205-nucleotide messenger RNA. RefSeq lists its product as uncharacterized. The transcript is spliced from 3 exons. Bases 95 to 1186 code for a protein of 363 amino acids. NCBI's taxonomy places the organism in Eukaryota, Metazoa, Mollusca, Bivalvia, Pectinida, Pectinidae. The record is from RefSeq and is a predicted model, not a curated record.
UGAAAACGAAAGAGAGUUGGCUGUAAACCAGGAACCUAUCGUAGUCACACAUCCACAAUGGAUAGUUGAUGCAUUUCGUUGUAUUAUCAAAGCAAUGCGAUUUAUUGGCAGGCAUAGAGAUGAUAGUACACAUCUACAUAUCAGACAGUUUCAAAAAUCAGGCAUUCUGACUGUCGGAUUACUGGAAAGACUUUGGGAAAAACAUCAGGACAACCAAGAUGUUCUUAUCGAAAUAAUGCAGCGCCUUCAUCUGCUGGUCGUCGUCACAGAGAAUACGGAUGAACAUAUGUGGAUAGUUCCAGCUCUGCUUCCCCCGGGAGAUGCUGCACUCUUCAAUGACAUCCUAUCCCGUCCUCACACAGUUGCAACGAAAACCUUGUGCUUUGUCUUCAAAUCAAAACUUCUCCCUGUCAUUUAUGACAAACUUUUGGCGAUAUGCCACUCAUCAGGCCUUAAAUUCAGAAAGGAUGGGACAGGUAAAGCUAUACUUAAAAGAGGAUCUGCAUGCUUUAUGAUAAACCGAGCAUGUGAUCUUCUAAUGAGUUGUACCGGAUCCGUUGUGAGCUGUACUCUCAUCAACAAGAACGGCGAGACAGAUUUCAAGGGGAAAUGCUCAUCUGUACUGUCAUUAUUAAAAGAUCUUUUAGAGAAUAUUUUUACGCAGUUUCAUCACGGAAACAUCGUAUAUGAACUGUGUUUACAUUGUACUCAUGAAAUUUGUAGCGACACCUGUCCAGUUCCAAUCUCGGACGUCAGGAGAGAAGGGCGAGUGCUUUGCUGUGAGAACUCGUCUGAUGAUCAGCAUUGGCUCCACAGUUCAGAAGCUGAGUCUUGGAUGGAACCGACAAAGAGCAACAGGAAAUCGGGCACGGAUUACAAGCUCUCUGAUGAUAUCCUCGAUUCACAACCCACUGAAAGGAUGAUUAUGUUAUUAAGCCAGCGUUACAUCGGUAACCAGUAUGAACUUUUCUUCUCCUUUCUUGAAUUGAAGGCGGCCACCAUAAGCUCUCACAAAGUUCCGAACACUGACCUACGGACUAUCACGUAUGAUCUCUUUGUGGCUUGGAUAAAUAAAAAGGACAAACAGGCUACUGUAAGAGUGAUUCUUAACGCUAUGGAAUUGAUGGAUCUUGAUUACCUAGGUGCUGCGGAUGAACUCGGUCAAGAAUACUUUAAAGGACGCUAAAAUACUACUAAAGUAAGAAACCGUUGUUUUAAUGUGUGGGAAGAAAGACUAUCAUACAGGAAUGCAUGAUAAACGUGUGUCUCUAUUGUGAAACCGUUCAGUUUCCCAUAACUGUAUGCGCAUUACUUCAAAAUGUAAAAUCAAGUAAAAUAUUUGACAACGCGCUACAUUUUGCAAGCCGGAAACAGGCUAAAGUAUAGUAUUAUAUCUGAUUAGAGAUUGUUCAUCAUACGCUCGUCUUUAUGUGUAGAUAUAAGCGAUAUGACAUGAAUGUACGGAGAACAUAAUUGUAUUCUUCCUUUUUUCAAAUCAAAUGCAAAAAUUGUACACUUGCUAUUAUUAUUGUUGUUAAUCCUAUUAUUUUACAUUUUUGUCUAGAAAGUCUUAUAAAAACGUUAAAUGUUGACAUUUUGUUGUGACAGCUUGUUCAAUGAACCGAUGUCAAGACAAAAAGAAAUUAUCAUGUUAUCCGUUAAGUUUGUUCCCUAUUUAAUUUUAUAUGUGAUAUUCAAAUUUACAAUUCCGGACAAAAUCAUUUCAUAUUUUUGUAUAAAUCAAUAUCACCUUACGAAGCAAAUAUAAUAAUUGUCGUAGGUAUAAUAUCAUUGGUCUGUUUACGGAUAAUGGUUGUACACCGUUAUUGAUAGGCAUGUUAUAUUUAAUGAAAUACUCUAUUCUGUAUUAACCUAUUUAUAGUUUUGCUGUAUAAAAGUAAGUUUUUGUUAAAAGUUGUUUAAUUUCUAGAUUGAUUUUCCAUUGCUUUGUUUGAUAUAUUCAUACCUGUGCUAUAGCUGCAAUCAUAGCUAAUUUUUAGACCAACAUCACCAGGUGGUGGGCUAAUCAAAUCCAUUUUCGUCUGGCGUCCAUCUUUCCUCCUGUGUUUAAAUAAGUCUUCUUAGCGUCAUUUUUCGGAACGAUCUUCCAUUACCUUUCUCAACUUUCACCUACUUCCAUUUCGAGACCAAUCAGAAAACAAGUUGGCCGAAUUGGUCAUAUUUCACUUUUGACGUUGAAAUGUU